Monopterus albus (swamp eel) is the source of this 3713-nucleotide messenger RNA. RefSeq names its product excision repair cross-complementation group 5 (gene ercc5). Gene Ontology annotation, cellular component: nucleus. Gene Ontology annotation, biological process: nucleotide-excision repair. The record is from RefSeq and is a predicted model, not a curated record. The transcript is spliced from 15 exons. Gene Ontology annotation, molecular function: DNA endonuclease activity; single-stranded DNA binding. Lineage: Eukaryota; Metazoa; Chordata; Actinopteri; Synbranchiformes; Synbranchidae. The coding region runs from base 177 to 3617 and encodes 1146 amino acids.
UUCAUGCGUAGUCAAAAUUUGCUCUCCGGACAAUUAUAUCGUUACAACAAAUGUUGAGAAGUGUUGCUAUUUUACAUUUUUUGCUUGUGACCCAAGUGGUUAGUUAACUUACUGUUUUGUGGUUCCGUUUUUGAUUUUCAAGAUUUUUCGUGUGAGUUUUGCGUGUACAUUUUACCAUGGGAGUGCACGGACUGUGGAGGCUGCUGGAGAGCACAGGGAAACCCAUUAACCCCGAGACACUAGAGGGAAAGAUUCUUGCUGUUGACAUUAGUAUAUGGCUGAACCAAGCGGUGAAAGGGGUGAGGGACCGUGAAGGUAACAGUGUCCAGAACGCCCAUCUCCUCACUCUCUUCCACCGCAUCUGUAAGCUGCUUUUCUUCCGCAUCAGGCCAGUCUUUGUGUUUGAUGGGGAUGCACCACUGCUGAAGAAGCAGACUCUGGCUUUGAGGAGGCAGAGGAAGGAGGAGUUCAGCCGGGAGUCCAGACAGACCAAUGAGAAACUCCUAAAGACAUUUCUGAAGAGACAAGCUAUCAAAGCUGCACUUGGAGACAGCAGUAAGGAUCCUCUACCCAGCCUCUCUAGUGUGAGGAGAGAUGAGGUGGAUGACAUGUAUGUUCUUCCGGCCCUACCAGUGGCAGAGGAGAAUGACAAAAGCAGUUCAGAGGAGGAGGAAGAGAAAGAGUGGGAGGACAUGGUUGACAGUUUUUACACAUACCAGGGGGAAUCGUAUGAAGACCCAAACACAGUUGACAUCAAUUCAGAGGAGUUUGCCAGCCUGCCUCCUGAAAUGAAACAUGAGAUACUCAAAGAAAUGAAAGAGUUUUCUAAAAGACGCCGGACAAUGUACCACAAACCACCAGAGCAAUCGGGAGACUUUUCCCAGUACCAGCUGGCCGGCCUACUGCAGAGGAACCGACUGAACCAGCGUCUGGAAGGUGUGGAGAAGGAGAUGAACCAGCGGAGUGCUGGCAGCGCCCCACACCUCUGCCAACCCGACGGGGACCAGCAGAAUCACAGCGUAGAGUCACAACGACUGGUUUCAGAAGACCAUUCCCACUAUAUCCUUAUUAAAGGCUCCGCAAAGAAUGAGACCGCCCCUGAGAGCCAACAUGCAGCUGCACCCUGGUCAGGCUGCAAAAGAGGAGCAGCAGACAGACCCAAGCCCCUGUGGCGUCCUGUUUGUGAGGAAGAGGAGGACAAGAAGGGUACCUCCUCCAAAAACUCCAUAUCCUCUGUAUCAAAACAGUCCGAGGGAGACACAUCACCACCCUCACCUCGUACACUCAAGGCAAUCCAGUCUGCGUUGAACAACAGCUCAGAUGAGGAGAUGCAUGACCAGGAUAAGAAGGAUGGAAGUGUGUCCCCACAAACCCUGCUGGCAAUCCAACAAGUCCUGGCUGAGGAAGAAGACACUGCAGCUGAACACAGGACUCUAAUCAGUAGCUCAGCCACCAAACUGCCUGCACAUAUUCAUCAUUCUGCGCCACAAGUGGUCAUCAGCAGCUCAGAGGAAGAGACAGAAUCUGAUAUGAACUCUUUACCUAAUGAAAAAUUAGACAUUAGGGAGAAUCCAAUAGACCAAACAUUACAUGUGAAAGAUUAUCUAUUUGUUAGUAGUUCUGAAGAUGAGAUGGAGGAAGUGGUUGGUCAGAGAAAUAAAGCAUUUCGCUUUGCAGCACUGCAACAACCUCAUGAGAGAGAGACGGAUUCAAAGGGGGGGACAGAAAAAGGUAAGCUGAGAGAGGAUAUAAGGACAGGAAGUAGAGGACAGGCAGAGAAACAAGAAGAGCUGGAGAAAAAAGAAUCAGAGCACAGGCUGAGCACAAAGAACAGAGAGCUGAUCCAAACACAGGGUGCCACUGCUUCCAGUCAAAACACACAGCUGUGUGGGAAACCUCUCAGUCCGGAGAGAAAGACCAAAACUCAUCAUUUACUACCAGAGCAGAGGAGUAAUGAGCCCAUCAGAGCCCUAGAGCAAAGAAAAGGAGAUGGUGUGAAGUCAGAAGACAGUGGGGAAAGCGAGUCAGAAGAGAGCUUCAUUGAGGUCUCAGAAGAUGAAUUUAAACAGGAGGGUGCCAGUGAUGCACUUGUAAUAAUUAAAGAGAAAGGAUCUCCCACUGAAGUCCAGGACGAUGUGACCAAGAAGAAGGAAAAACCAGAGGAAAGUUGGACUGAGGCACCAGCUGCUGCUGCUCGGAAAUUAGAGGAAGAAGAGGACAAAACAGGGCUGACUGAAGAGAAAGAGCUGACGGAGGGAACACAAUCCAGUUCAGUUCCAGCAUUCAAUGAAUGGGAAGACCUGGAAGUGGAUGAGCUGGAGGCUAUGGAGAGCUCUCUGCAGCUGGAGCAGAACAACCUCAGGGAGCAGAAACAGCAGCAAGAGAGAAUGGCAAACACAGUCACUGGACAGAUGUGCCUGGAGAGCCAGGAGCUGCUGCAGCUCUUCGGUGUGCCGUUCCUAGUGGCUCCGAUGGAGGCUGAGGCCCAGUGUGCAGCACUCGACCGUGCUGACCAGACUCACGGGACCAUCACAGACGACUCGGACGUGUGGCUGUUUGGAGGGCGACAUGUAUACAAAAAUUUCUUCAGCCAGAACAAAUAUGUUGAACACUACGACUACAGUGACCUGCAGAACCAACUGGGUCUUGACAGAGCUAAACUGAUAAAUCUCGCUUACCUGCUCGGAAGUGACUACACAGAGGGCGUGCCAGGGGUUGGAUGUGUGACUGGCAUGGAGAUACUGAAUGAAUUCCCAGGACCAGGGCUGGAGCCCCUUAAACAAUUCAGUAAAUGGUGGUCAGAGGCUCAGGAGAAAAAGCACCUGGUGGCUGAUCCUCGGGACACAAAGGUUAAGAAGAAACUGAGGGACCUCCGACUGCAGCCUGGGUUCCCCAACCCUGCGGUGGUUCAGGCUUACUUGGAACCAGCUGUGGACCAGUCAGACAGCUCAUUCAGCUGGGGACACCCUCAACUUGACAUGAUUAAAGAUUUCUGUCUGAGUCAUUUCGGCUGGAGCAGCCAGAAGACAGAGGAGACUCUUCGGCCUGUCAUUAAACAGCUCAGCACCCAGCAGACUCAGCUUCGGAUCGACUCGUUCUUCCGCAUGGAGCAACAGGAAAAGAAGAUGCUUCGCAGCCAGCGACUCCGCCGAGCAGUCACCUGCCUCAAGAGGAAGGAGAGAGAGGGAGGAGAGGAGAAAGAGGAGGACAGUGAGGUGGAAAUGCAUUCCCCAUCCAAAUCUAAGAAAGGAAAAACAGCAAGCAAGAAGCCAAAGAAAGGAGGAGCAGAGAAAGAAGAGGAGAGGUCUAUGGUGGGAGGAGGAUUUCUGGCUUCAGAGGUAAUUGUUGAAUGUCCUGUUACACUAUCUCUCAAGGAUGCGAGCAGCACCAGCCAAGAGUUCCACUCAGUAAAGGCUGAUACUCAGUCUACCAAGACUGUACCUCUGAGGGUCACUAAGAGCAACAGCAGCAGCUCUGGUGAGGACAGUGAUGGUGGCGGUGAGGUUGCCAUGGUUACAGCCCGAUCUGUGUUUGAAAGCAGCCGACGAGGCCACAGAGUGAAAAGCACAAGAGGGAGAAGAAGCACAUCAGGACAGGGAAGGGGCAAGAAGUUGUGAGGGGAAAUUAACUGAACUUUGAACCUAACAUAAAUUGUCUUAGCAACUAUAAUGUUAAUAUUGGGAUACUGUAUUUGAUAUUUAUAUGGGAAUUGU